This is a messenger RNA of Penicillium brevicompactum, 1614 nucleotides long. RefSeq lists its product as uncharacterized. The transcript has a single exon. The record is from RefSeq and is a predicted model, not a curated record. NCBI's taxonomy places the organism in Eukaryota, Fungi, Ascomycota, Eurotiomycetes, Eurotiales, Aspergillaceae. Gene Ontology annotation, molecular function: aminopeptidase activity. The coding region runs from base 1 to 1614 and encodes 537 amino acids.
AUGCCAGACCCUAUGCAUUUACAAGAAGUUCUGGACUCCAUUGCACGUCGCCACAGAGGCCCAGGAGGCGCCAUUGCCGUCCUCAAAGAAGGCAAACUCCUCGGCCAACGCGUAUGGGGAUUCGCCGACCUCACUAAGCGAAUUCCAUUGACGGCGCAAACGCAACUACCUAUAUGUUCAAUCACCAAACAAUUUGUGUGCGCUUUGCUCUUUGACCUGGAACGCAAUCCACCACCAACUCUGGCCAAUGUGGACAUUCGUGCCAAGUUGUCGGAUCUUUUAGCCGAAAUCUUAGACACAGAUCUUAUCAAAGGCGGCCUGACCAUCGAUCAGCUAUGCAACAUGCAGUCUGGUCUGCGCGAUUACUGGGCCAUGACCACUCUCCUGGGCGCCAAGCCUGAUGAUGAGUUCUUGGUUGAUAGGGAUUGUCCGCCCAUGCUCGAACGGACAAAGUCUUUCCAAUUUGAGCCGGGAACGCAAUUUUCGUAUUGUAAUUUGAAUUUCCAUCUCCUUGCGCGAGUCAUUGAACGCGCAACGGGCGAAUCUUUGGGCAAACUUCUUGAAGAACGCGUCCUUCGUCAGGCCGGUAUGGAAUCUGCAUUCCUGUGCCCGAAUACCGCGAAGCAUCCAGAGCCAUGUGUUGGCUAUGAAGGGAAUGAGACGCACGGGUUUGUACCGGCGGUCAACCGCAUGGAGUGGUCUGGUGAUGCGGGUCUGGUGGCUUCAUUGGAUGAUAUGAUCGCCUAUGAAAAGUAUCUAGACGACUGUAUCACCUCGGGCGAGCCAAACUGGUAUCAAGCCGCUAUCAAUGGGCCAAAAUUCAAGGAUGGCACGUCUGCUACUUACGGUGAUGGGCUGAGUCAUGUAAUGGUAGGCAAUGUGAAGACCGUGGGUCACGGUGGUGCUCUGCGAGGGUUCCGUUUGGACCGUCGGCAUGCGCCGAGCGAGCAGUUGUCCGUCGUUGCUCUAUUGAACAGUGAUGCGGAUGCAUCAGAACUGACUGAUGAGAUCUUGCGAAAGGUUUUGGGUAUUGCUCAGCCGGCGGUGAGUACUAUCAAACCGACCGAGAAGUGGUUCGGGGCCUUCAUUGACCAGCAUACUGGAUUAUCACUUGUUGUGGCCAAGGGCGCGCGAGAGGGAGAGAUUGCGGUUAGCUACGCAGGAGACUCGGAAAAUUUGAAAUUGUCCGCGGAGACGAAUGCGAAGAACACCCACACGCUUGCAACAAUUGAUGGGGACUCGCUGAUCGUGCACCGCGUGAGAGACAACCAAAAGCAGUUCAUUGCCACGCGCAUUGUCCCUGAUGAAUCCAUCCUGAAGGAAACAUCUUUCCAAGGUAUCUACCACUGCAAGGAGAUUGACUCUACUUUCCAUUGCAUUGGCGAGGCGGGAACCCUCUACGGCGCUUUCGAUGGAUAUCUCGGAGAAGGACAUGCAACCCCAAUGAAAUACCUGGGAGGAGAUGUGUGGGUCUUGACUUGUCCUCGUGGACUGGAUGCGCCAGCGCCAGGAGACUGGACUGUGAAUUUCCAUCGAAAUGAAAUGGAUACCGUGAGCGGAUUUACCAUCGGUUGUUGGUUGGCCAGGGGCAUUGAAUAUAUCAAGCGAGAUUGA